This is a messenger RNA of Vicia villosa (hairy vetch), 1086 nucleotides long. RefSeq names its product zinc finger protein ZAT3. Bases 1 to 1086 code for a protein of 361 amino acids. NCBI's taxonomy places the organism in Eukaryota, Viridiplantae, Streptophyta, Magnoliopsida, Fabales, Fabaceae. The record is from RefSeq and is a predicted model, not a curated record. The transcript has a single exon.
AUGAGAGAACAAGAUAAUUCCGAUUUCAUCAUGAAAGAACCUCCAUCUUCUCUUUCCGGUAAGAAGAGAAAAGAAACCGAAUCAUCAUCCUCAGGCAUACACAACAACAACAACGACAACACUCCUCGUGCUUGUACUGAAUGCGGCAAGAAAUUCUGGUCAUGGAAGGCUCUUUUCGGUCACAUGCGUUGCCAUCCUGAACGCCAAUGGCGCGGUAUCAAUCCUCCUCCAAAUUUCCGACGACAUCAACAUCAUCAACAAUAUCAACAACAACCGCAUACUUAUACUCCCAGUCACGGUACUAGUUCUUCUCAGUAUUCUAUCAUGACGCCGGAAGAUCACGAAGUUGCUGCAUGUUUGCUUUUACUUGCAAAUUCAAGUUCGAAGCCGAACAACAAAACGGGGAAGCUUAAGGCGGUUGCUGCUACGGUGGAUGAUUCAACUUCGGUUAUGGAUCAAGAGAUUCAUAACAGUAAUAGUAAUAGUAAUACUCAUUUUGUGUGUUCGUGUUGUAACAAGGUGUUUGGAUCGCAUCAGGCUCUUGGAGGACACAGAGCAAGUCACAAGAAUGUCAAGGGCUGUUUCGCCAAUACAACAGCAACUUCUUCACCAACAACAACAACAACAGUAACCGCUUCCGGUAGUAGGAUGAUGACGUGGACACAACAAACUCAAGGCGGAGUAAUCGGAGGAGAUCAUGCUUUUGUUGGUGGUGGUGGUGGUGGAGAUCAGCAUCAUGAUGAUUAUAACCACCACCACGCGAUGAUGAAUUUGAUGACGGUGCCGCGUGACGGUUACAAUGCUGACGUGGAAGGGGAAACGGUUAUUGAGAAUAGUGGAGGAGGGGGAGGACAUAAGUGUGGAAUAUGUUUGAGGGUAUUUACAACUGGACAAGCACUUGGUGGACAUAAGAGGUGUCAUUUUGAUUCAUCUAAUUCUGUUGCAACAACAACUUCUAACAAAUCAUCAUCAUCAUCUCUUAAUGUUGAUUUGAAUUUCCCUUUUCCUCCUCUCCCUCCUCCACCUCCUUCUCCUCCAGAUGAUGAUGAUCCUCCUCUCACUCUUGAUUUGAAGUUAGGACUUUGA